Molecule: messenger RNA, 3333 nt
Organism: Venturia canescens
Lineage: Eukaryota; Metazoa; Arthropoda; Insecta; Hymenoptera; Ichneumonidae
Gene: Sec63
Product: translocation protein Sec63
Exons: 11
Coding region: 374-2680 (768 amino acids)
Biological process (GO): post-translational protein targeting to endoplasmic reticulum membrane; SRP-dependent cotranslational protein targeting to membrane
Cellular component (GO): Sec62/Sec63 complex
Molecular function (GO): transmembrane protein transporter activity; RNA binding
Source: RefSeq, a predicted model, not a curated record
AAGCAGCCAGUGCCGAAAAGACUCUGACGAUUCUGACAUGUUCGCUUUGAACGAAAUGUCGCACGUAUAACCACAAAAAAACUACUGGCUGGAUGUUAAAACAAUUCAUAAAUAAAAACAGUCAUAUCCGAUGUUCUGGAAGUCACACGGAGUUAUCAUUUUAAAUAAACUGGUAGAAAGUAUAGAUACAAGUGGAAAAAAAAAUACGGGAGGAGGGAAAACAGUCAUUUGCAAGAAUUGCAAACUGUAACAUCGGAAAAACGGUUCCUAGGUUGUGAGAAAAAAUAUUAAUAAAAAAUAACGAAAACGGAUUAAUGAGCACCACGAGAAAUUGCCAGUGUACGAUUAGCGUUAGAAGAGAAAAUACAAGAUAAUGAGCGGCCAAAAGUUUCAGUAUGACGAGAGCGGCGGAACAUUUUUUUACUUCCUAUUAUCAUUUCUUGCGCUUUUGCUCGUACCCGGAACGUAUUAUCUCUGGCCACGUUGUACGAAACCAGAUCCCGAUGAAGCAUCAAAGGAAUGCCACUGUGACGGAUGCAAGAAGAAAAAGAUUAUAUUGCAGCAGAGCGAUCCGCUGAAAGAGACUAGAGCUUUCAUAACUAAAUUACUUAUCAUCCUUGGCUGGGUCGCGCUCAUACUCUUGGCCUACAAAGUCUCUCAAUAUGAUACAGAAAUGGCUAAUUUCGAUCCGUUUGAGAUCCUGGGUAUUUCGGCGGGAGCGUCUCAAGGAGAAAUCAAACGAGCCUACAGAAAACUUUCGCUCAUUCUUCAUCCUGACAAAGAAACUGGAAAUGAAAAAGUUUUCAUGAUAUUAACCAAGGCUUAUAAGGCGUUAACAGACGAUGAAGCACGGAAGAAUUGGGAGAAAUACGGUAACCCGGACGGACCGGGCGUAAUGAGUUUUGGUAUAGCUUUACCUUCAUGGAUCGUCGAGAAGGAAAAUUCUGUAUGGGUUUUAGGACUGUAUGCACUUGUCUUCAUGGUUGCUUUGCCAACUGUCGUGGGCAUGUGGUGGUACAGGAGUAUUCGAUACACUGGAGAUCAAGUCCUGUUAGCAACUACACAAAUGUACUAUGGUUCUUUCGCUAAAACGUCUUCAGCGUCGCUCAAACGGGUAAUAAUGAUACUAGGCGCUUCCUAUGAAUUUUCCAAACGCUGCAACGCUGAAAUCGUUGAGAGACAAUCAGACAGAGAAGAAGUUCCUUCGCUGAUUAAAAAAAUUAGUAAUUUGGGGGAGAAGAACAAGGAACCACUUUUGUGCAAUAUGUACUCGAUAAAAGCACGAGCAAUAAUUCACGCACAUUUAUCAAGAAUUCCUCUCAAUCCUGAAACCCUCGAGAAGGACAGACAGUACAUAGUGAAAAAAUGUCCUUAUCUCAUUCAAGAAAUGAUCGCCUGUGUCAAUCAAUUGAUCUUUCUAGCGUACAACAGACGAGUUGCGAGACUCUUGCGAAUUCAAACGAUCGAGAAUUGCAUGAGGCUGAGCUCGAUGAUAGUGCAAGGCUUUUGGGAAUUCAAAAAUCCUCUCCUCCAGCUUCCUCACAUCGAGGAGGAACAUUUGAAGUAUUUCCUUGCGAAAAAACGUAACAUCAAGAGCCUCCAGCAAUUUGCUCAACUAAAGGGCGAAGAAAGACGACAAAUCUUGAGAAAUUUGUCAGACGAACAGUACGAAGACGUGUUGAAGGUGUUGGGUAACAUGCCUUACGUCGAUUUUAAAGUUCAAGCGGAAGUAAUCGAUGACGAAAAUCCGAUGGUUUAUACGGCAAAUGCAAUAGUGACGGUGACGGUAGUUCUCACACGUAAAGAUAUGAAGCAUUGUUUCGGUGAUGACACGAUCAAGGAGCAAACGACGAUAGACGAGGAUAAUAGGCAGAAUGGCGAAGCUAAAGUUAACAGCGUACCAACGGAAGUAGCAACGGAGGAACAAAAUAACACAGCAGAGAAAAGGCCGGCGUGGUUGAAGCAGAAGAAAGGAACGAAAAAAGCUCACAAAAAGAAAACAAAUAAAAAGGUGGUGCCUACAAAAAGUGCUACUACACCGAAAGCCGGAAGUCAGCAGGAAGAUACACCAACGCCAAAGGCGAGAAAGAAGGACGAUAAGGAGAAAAACGAUCAGGAGACAACUAAAGAGAAAGCAUCGGCAGGUAGUGACAACAGCGACGCUGAAAGCGAGAGAAGCGAGGAAGAGGAGAGCUCUAAUGACAAAAAAGAGGCUACUUUCGAGGACGAUGAUUCCGAGUGGGAAAAGUUCCAGCAGCGGAUAUCAAAGAGAGACAAGGUCUUAGAAGGCCGAGGUAACGUUUCUCACGUCGUACAUUGCCCUUUGUUCCCGGAGGUUAAACAAGAGUACUGGUGGGUCUACGUAUGCGAUAGAAAAUCGCGUACGCUUUUAGCGCCACCCCUUCACGUCACUUCAUUGGUACACACCGAGGAAUUGCAAUUGCGGUUUACCGCACCCAUGUGGCCCGGUGUUUACACCUUUACAGUGUGUUUACGCAGCGACUCAUAUUUCGGUUUCGAUCAGGCACAUGAUAUUAAGCUGGAUGUUAAAGAAGCACUAGAAGUUCCGACCGAGCAUCCGCAAUGGGAUAUUUCCGACGAGGAAACGGCGGAGGACGUUGACGCCGUUGACGAACAUUCCGAAUACACGACUGACGAAGAUAUCAGUGACAAUGAGUAAAAAACUAGUAAAAAAAAAACAAAUUUUUUAAAUCAAGCCAACCACGAAAACCACAGAGAAGAUCCUCUUUCAUUGUCGAUCUUAUAAAAGUGCAGCUAUACAGUGACAAUGCAGCUCCAAAAUAAUCGAAAUGGCCAAAAAAAUAAAACUGCGCGAUUCACUAUUAUCCUUGUCUUACAUCAUAAACUCCAUUAGGCUCUCUUACGUUUCUGCCUCCUUAUGUCCCUCCGUCCGUUUGGGUCUAUUUUGUCCUCUCCUUUUUGUACUUAUACUCGUGCUAGUAUCCAUCACAGGAACACUGUUCGAUAAAUGGCCAACUCUUUACGGGUGACUUAAGUGCGAACGAGGAGAAAAAUAAAUGAAAGCAGAAUGGGACGAAUAUUAAUACUGAUAAUACCAAUAAUAAUAAAAAUAAAGAAUAAUAAUCACCAAUGCAGUGUGCGCAAUGAGACGUCUCGAUCGUGGCAGUGAAGACGAGUAAGUAGUGAAAUAGAGAAUUAUAUAAAGGAACGAAAAAAAAAAAUCGAAUGGACAAAUAUGAUAUUUAUUUUAACAUUGUUACUCGAGAACUUAGGGAGUACGUGUGCACAACUUUGUAAUAAAAAUGGAAUUGUCUAUACGUUUAAAAUCAAAUAUACCUCCCAUCAAACCAA